Phlebotomus papatasi is the source of this 1984-nucleotide messenger RNA. It is a transcript of the gene Faf2, whose product is annotated as FAS-associated factor 2. The coding region runs from base 312 to 1634 and encodes 440 amino acids. Lineage: Eukaryota; Metazoa; Arthropoda; Insecta; Diptera; Psychodidae. Gene Ontology annotation, cellular component: endoplasmic reticulum. The transcript is spliced from 4 exons. Gene Ontology annotation, molecular function: ubiquitin binding. The record is from RefSeq and is a predicted model, not a curated record.
GAUGAAAAACAUCGACUGUCGCUGUCGCGUUGACAUUUUCUGAGGAAAAUUUUGCCUUUUCAUUUUGUGCUUCGCUUUUUGUUGCAUUUUCCACGUCCUCCAGUGAAAUAUGUGUGUUAUUUUAGUGGUAAAUCCUGUGAGAGAACUGUACUGAAGCCAGUGACAAACGUUUCAAGUGAUUUCGUGCAGGCAGGAAGGCGGAAAAGGGUGUGUGAAAAUUGUGGGCUGAUUCUACUUGUGGGAGCGAAAUUUCACAGUUUAAUUGGAGCAGUUUUUGUGAGGAACAAAUUUUUUUUUUGGCUGGGAAAAAAAUGGAGCGAGAGGGCCUUUCCAAUAACCAGAUGGAGAUGGUGUUGCAGUUUCAGGAUUUCACGGGGAUUGAGGACAUCAGUGUCUGUCGGGAUGUCCUCACACGUCACAUGUGGGACCUGGAGGUUGCUAUUCAGGAGCAACUGAAUAUUCGCGAAGGUCGUCCUUCGGUGUACGCAACAGAAUCCCGACCGCCUCAGGUGAUAAAUGACAGGUACUUGCAGCAUGUCUUCUCGUCCGCCUCCAGCUCAAACAGCCCACCGUCCGGUUUCACGGGCCUCAUCAGCUAUUUCAUCAACAACGUGUUCAGUUUCUGCUACAAUACAGUGUCCUCCCUGGUUAUGGCAUUCCUCAAUCUCUUCAAGAGCAACGAGCGUAUCGUUACAGAUCCCCUUCGGGAUGUACUCAGUUUUAUCGAUGUCUACAAGGAAAAGUAUCCCGUCCAUCCAGUCUUCUACCAUGGCACCUACGCUCAAGCACUCAAUGAUGCCAAGCGAGAGCUAAAAUUCCUCUUGGUCUACCUACAUUCCGAGGGCAAGUCCGAGGCAGAUAGUUUCUGUCGAAAUGCCUUGUCUGAUUCUCAGGUCAUUGCCUACAUAAAUCGCAAUAUGCUCUUCUGGGCCUGCGAUAUUGCCUCACCGGAAGGCUAUCGUGUCUCACACUCUAUCAAUGCCCGAACCUAUCCAAUAAUGGUGGUGGUAGGAAUGAGGUGGAACAAGAUGAUUAUUAUGGGACGCAUGGAGGGAGACUGUAGUGCAGAGGAGCUCCUACGACGCCUUCAGACUGUUGUUACGGAUAAUGAGGUGUACUUGAGUCAAGCGAGGGCGGAUCGAUUGGAACGGAGUCUGACACAGUCACUGCGGAAGCAGCAGGAUGAAGCAUACGAGCAAUCCCUGAAGGCGGAUCAAGAGAAGGAGCGACGGAAGCAGGAGGAGAAAGAAGAGCAACUGAGGCGACAACAAGCCAUCGAGGCUGAGAAGCAGGCUGAAGUGGAGCGCAAAAAUAAUAUUGCCCGCCUGAAAAUUGAUAUGGCUUCAGAAGUGCCUUCAGAACCUCCAGCUGAUGCUCCUGGUACUACGAGUGUGGUCUUCAAGCUACCAAGUGGAGCUCGAAUAGAGAGGAGAUUCUACCGAGCAGAUUCCAUUAAGGAUGUCUACAACUUUAUUUUCUGCCAUCCUGCGUCUCCGGAUCGUUUCGAGAUCACCACAAAUUUCCCGAAGCGUGUCUUGUACUCUGAAGCCAAAGGGACAGACUCCAAUGCCACAAUCUCGGACGCUGGACUGCAGAAUCGUGAGGUGCUCUUUGUCAAUGACUUGGAUGCUUAGAAUGGAGAUGAUCCUCCGUGCUGGACAAUGCGAGAAGGACAACAAAAUCAAACGAAUUAACCUCUUGGAAGAGAUUCAAAGGAGAGCAGGAAUUUUGUGUGAGCACAUCACAAAGCAAAAUGGACGAGAUAUAAUGCAAAAAAUAGAAUGUCUUUUUCUUUUCUUUGAUAAUGGAGAAGCGAUUGUGUUUCUAUGUGAUACAAAAUAAAAAAAAUGAAUAAAAAAAACUAUGUAAAAAAAUCCUAAAUACGGAAACUCUUUAAAGAUCACAGUUGAGAGCAAAAGCAUAGUUUGUACUUAAGAAUAAGUUUUAAUCGAUAAAUACAAAAUGAAUUUUGGUGUACAUUUAA